AUGAGUGAGAAAGAACAUGUAUUAAUUGCUAAAACACAUGAACAAUUUGGCACAUGUUUAACGGGUGAAAUAUUAAAAAAUGAUUUUCAAAAAUUAGGUAUUUCACCUGGAAUGACAUUAUUGGUUCAUUGUUCGUUAUCGAAAAUAGGUUGGAUAUGUGGUGGACCUGUUACUGUUAUACAAGUCUUAUUAGAUUUGUUAGGUCCAGAUGGUACACUUAUUAUGCCAUCUCAUACGAGUGAUAAUUCUGAUCCAAAAUAUUGGCAAAAUCCACCAGUACCAUCGGAAUGGUUUGAUAUUAUUCGUAAAUCGAUGCCAGGAUAUCAGUCUGAUAUAACACCAACACGUUAUAUGGGUUUAGUAGCUGAAACAUUUCGAAAAUGGCCAGGAGUUUUACGUAGUGAACAUCCUCAACAUUCAAUGAUUGCUUUUGGUAAAAAAGCUAAAUUAAUUAUUGAUAAACAUAAUGAUUCAUGUAGUGAACAAUCUCCAUUAGCUCGUCUAUAUGAUUGUCAGGAUAAUGGUUAUGUUUUAUUAUUAGGUGUUAAACAUGAAAAUAAUACAUCAUUACACUUAGCAGAAUAUCGUUUUCAAAUAAAUAAUAAUUUAGAAAAAAAUUUUAUAAAUGGUGCAUCAAUUCUAAAUCGUCAAACAAAUACACGUCAAUGGAUUGAAUGGAACGAUUAUGAUUAUACUGCAGAAGAUUUUAAUCAAAUUGGAUAUGCAUUUGAUUCAAUUGAAGGAAACACAAAUAUAGGAAAUGUUGGACUCGCUCAAUCGAGAUUAAUGAAACAAUAUCUAUUAGUUGACUUUGCUCUUCAAUGGAUGAAUAAAAAUAGAAUUAAGCAAUGA
Rotaria sp. Silwood1 is the source of this 852-nucleotide messenger RNA. The record is from the annotation of a GenBank genome assembly. Lineage: Eukaryota; Metazoa; Rotifera; Eurotatoria; Philodinida; Philodinidae.